Messenger RNA from Carlito syrichta (Philippine tarsier), 885 nucleotides. It is a transcript of the gene PINLYP, whose product is annotated as phospholipase A2 inhibitor and LY6/PLAUR domain containing. Gene Ontology annotation, molecular function: phospholipase inhibitor activity. The coding region runs from base 1 to 885 and encodes 294 amino acids. Lineage: Eukaryota; Metazoa; Chordata; Mammalia; Primates; Tarsiidae. The record is from RefSeq and is a predicted model, not a curated record. The transcript is spliced from 6 exons. Gene Ontology annotation, cellular component: extracellular region.
AUGUCAACGUCGUGGCCUGCGCCUGGCCCGAAGGAUGAGGAAGGGUCCGGAAUUGGGGGGGCGGGGAGGGGGCGCUGCCUGCGCGGGUUUCAGUGCGCAAGCGCGCGAGGCUCGGGCCUUUCAAACCGCGGCGCGCCGGCGCUCGCGUCAACACUGCGCAUGCCCAAGGACUGCCCUGGGUUCUGGACCCGCCCCUCCUCAGCUUCUUAUAAGGGCUGGGGACCCAGGACAGCAGGUUCACUCACCAUGUGGCACUCCCCAAGACCUGGGACCUUUCUGCUGGCAUUCAUGUUGAUCUGCGCCCUUCCAGGUCUCGGGUGCCCACUAAGCUGUGAGGUGUGUAGGGGCUCCGGGCCCACGUGCAGCGGAAAAAUGAGGACCUGCGAGACCGGCAAGGACGCAUGCGUGGUGCUCGUGGGGGAGUCCAGCUCAAAGGGCCACCAGUCGGUGAACACCUACAAGGCCUGCAUGAAGUUCAGCGACUGCUACUCGGGUUUUGUGUCCACCACCAUGAGCCCCAAAGACUACAUGGUGUCCAACGCGCACUGCUGCCAGAGCGACGGCUGCAACCGCGGCUCCGUGCCCCCUCCCCAGAACAAUCGGACUGAGAACGGCCUGCUGUGUCCCUCCUGCAUCGCGCCCUUCCAGGAGACGUGCCCAGGGACCCAGGCCGCCCGCUGCGUUGGCCAGGAAACCCACUGCAUCUACUUUGCUGGCAACGUGCAGGCUGGUAUCAUCAACGCCAAAUUUGCCACUCGGGGCUGCGCUACGGAGAGUGCCUGCUACACCAGGGCUGGGGCCGAGGUGCCCUCGGCCUCUUAUCUCUACUUCCUCCGCCGGGCAGACUGCCUUCCAGCGCCCCAGCCCCCUGGCAGGGCUGAAUGA